ACUUCCGGUUCUCCUGAUGAACGGUCUAAAAUCAUCGAAGAUCUUCGAAAUGCAUGUCAAUACUGGGGAUUCUUCAUGGUGGUGAAUCAUGGUGUUCCUGAGAGUUUGAAAAAGGAUUUGAUGAUUCUUGUAUGAAUUUCUUCGACUUGAGUCCAGAAGAAAAGUCGGCUUAUCAGGGAAAAUAUAAGCUAGACCCACACACUGGUGUUGAUAGUGUCUCGUUUUGGAGGGAUCAGUUUAAGGCGUGUGUACAUCCAAAUUUUGGUUCUCCUCCUAAACCAGAGGGAUUAAGUGAGAUUUUAUGUGAGUAUACCGAAAAAUCUAGGGAAAUAAUGAAAGAGUUGCUCAAAGCAAUAAUGGAGGGGCUAGAAUUAGAUGAAGAUGAUUUUGAAAAGUCACUAGAACUAAAUUCCGGUGAUCAAAUAUUUUCUGCGAAUCUAUACCCUCCUUGCCCACAGCCAGAACUUGCCAUUGGUUUGCCUCCACAUGCAGAUCACGGCCUUCUAACCCUACUAAUACAGAAUGAUGUUGAUGGAUUACAUAUCAAGAAUAAGGAGAAAUGGGUUGCUGUGAAUCCAAUCCCCAACUCUAUCAUGGUUAACACCGGUGAUCAUAUGGAGGUAUGUAUAUCACUUGGUAAAUGUUCAUUCACUAAGUUCUCGCAAGAAAAGUACGCACCAUGUUCUUAUUAUGUUUGUUUCGUUUUGUGGACACUAAGCAAAGGAAAGUAUAAGAGCGUUGUUCAUCGAGAUGUAGUGAACAAUAAGCAAACAAGGGUAUCCUUGGUUAUGACAAACGGAUCAUCCAAAGAAACGGAUGCUACUUGAGGAACAAAUGGAGCAUCAAACAAGGCAACCAUGGAGAAAAAAAAUGACUGUUAAGUGUUUGAAUAUGCUCACUUGCUUUUCUGUUCAAAAAUAAAAAAUAAAAUAAUGUAUGUAUUGGAAUUGGAAUUGGACUGUUAAGGGUUCAAAUAAACUAAAUGCAUGUGCGAUAUUUGAGUGGGGGUUCCUCUUCAGAU
Messenger RNA from Papaver somniferum (opium poppy), 1021 nucleotides. Its product is annotated as protein DMR6-LIKE OXYGENASE 1-like. Lineage: Eukaryota; Viridiplantae; Streptophyta; Magnoliopsida; Ranunculales; Papaveraceae. The coding region runs from base 132 to 827 and encodes 231 amino acids. The record is from RefSeq and is a predicted model, not a curated record. The transcript has 3 exons.